This is a messenger RNA of Cryptococcus deneoformans JEC21, 2566 nucleotides long. RefSeq names its product peptide-binding protein, putative. The coding region runs from base 35 to 2515 and encodes 826 amino acids. NCBI's taxonomy places the organism in Eukaryota, Fungi, Basidiomycota, Tremellomycetes, Tremellales, Cryptococcaceae. The record is from RefSeq and is a predicted model, not a curated record. Gene Ontology annotation, cellular component: nucleus. Gene Ontology annotation, molecular function: transcription coregulator activity; RNA polymerase binding. The transcript has 6 exons.
AUCACCAACCAUCGUUCCACAACUGAAAACAAGAAUGUCCGGUGUUCCUCCUGGACCUCCUCCGGGAAGACCUCCAGUCGCCAAUGUGCCAUACAUCCCUCAACCAGGUGCACCUGCUGCCCCGCCGUUCCGUCCACCUGCUGCUCCGGGAUUCGGCUUUCCUCCAGGUCCACCUCCGGGGAUGCCCUUCAGUGUCGGAGGGUUCCCACAUCCCCUUCCUCCUGGAUGGUCUGAACAUAGAGCCCCGGAUGGCAUAACGCCUUAUUACUAUAACGCUCAAACUCGCGAGUCGACAUAUAUCCGCCCCACUUUCCCUCCCUUCCCUCCCGGAACCACUCCACCCACUGGGUCUCCAGCUCCUGGCGCAGUUACCCCAGGCGGAACUGGAGCCGCUGAGGAAAAGACGAAGAAGAAGAAGAAGGAAAAGCCCAAGGACAAGGUGCCGAUCCCCGGUACUGGCUGGAUGAGAAUCACGACAACUGAAGGGAAUGUGUUUUACUUUGAAAAGGAGAACAAAAGAUCGGAAUGGACUGUUCCAGAUGAGAUCAAGGACGCUGUAGCUCAACUGGAGGAGGAGGAGAGGAAGAAAAAGGAGGAAAAAGAUAAAGAGGAGCAAGAGAAGAUUGAGCAGGAGAGGAUUGAAAAGCUGAAAGAACUGGAGAGGAUCAGGGCGGAGAUAGAUGCUGAGAGGAAGAAGAAGGAAGAGGCAGAAAAGGAAAGAAAGAGGAAACAGAGGGAGGAUGGCGAAGAUGAUGCACCGGAGGAGAAGAAGGCCAAGGUGGGAGGCCAAGAGCAAGAGGAGGAGGACGUGGUUGGCCCAGAAGGCGAAGAGGACGAAGAGGCCUGGAUGAAGGCUGUUGCCGCCGAGUUCGCCGAGAAGGAUGCUCAAACCAAAAAGGAUUUGGAAGAGCAAGAUGAAAAGACUAAAAAGGAAGAGGCCGAAGCCGCAAAAAAGGUCUUUGCCGUCCCCGAAAAGGUCAACGUUUCUGUCGAAGAAGGACGUGCAUUGUUCAAGGCUUUGCUCAUUGAAAAGGACAUCUCGCCCUUUGCCCCCUGGGAUCAAUCCCUGCCCUUGUUCAUCAACGAUCCGCGCUACGUGCUUCUCUCAUCUAUGAAAGACCGACGUGAGGUGUAUGAAGAGUACUGCCGUGAAGUUGGUCGAGCCAAACGCCUCAAGAAGGGUUCUGCGGCGGAAGAGAAGAAGGCAGAGCCAGAGAAGGAAUACAAAGCCUUGCUGGAUAAGGAAGUGACAAGUACUAGGACGAGAUGGGAUGACUUUAGGAAAAAAUGGAAGAAGGAUAGGAGGUUUUAUGCUUUUGGCAGAGAUGAUCACCAGAGAGAAAAGGCGUUUAAGCAGCAUUUGAGAGACCUUGGCGAGCGCAAACGAGCUGCAGCUCAGAAAGCCGAAGAAGACUUCAACACUCUUCUCAAAGAAUCAACGAACAUCACCUCAUCCUCUCAAUGGUCUUCUGUCAAACGCUCAAUCUCUUCCGAUCCGCGAUAUGAUGCUGUUGGUUCUUCUUCGCUGCGUGAAGAUCUAUUCAACAAUUAUAUCCGUGCACUCUCUUCAACUUCGAAUCCUGCAAAAUCAAAUCCCGAGGAGCAGAGCAUAAAAGAAAAGGAAGAGGCGGCCGCUCGCCGGCUUGCAGAGCGCAAAGCUGGUCAAUCGGCUCAGCCUUCUGAAUCGAAAGAAGAUGCGGCUGCACGUAAACUUGCAGAGCGCAAAGCCAAGUCAGAAGCGAGUCUGCGCGAGCGGGAGGCUAAAGUCAGGGAAGAGAAGGAAAGGGUGGAACGUGAGAUGCACAAGAGUAAAAUGGGAGCUGGGAGGGAAGAGGCUGAGGCAUUGUUUAGGAGUUUAUUAGUGGAUUCUGUGAAGGAACCCAACGUUACGUUGGACGAGGCGCAAUCUUACCUUUCUUCUGACCCUCGAUGGAACCACCCUUCGUUGAGUGCCCGCGAUAAACAACGCCUCUUCGCUGCCCAUUCCGAACGGCUCUUUUCUAAACGUUCCAAUGCACUCCACUCGCUCUUCGAAUCCAAGACGCCCGCUCUCAACACGUCUUACGACGACGUUUACCCACAAAUCAUCGAUGAUCCGCUUGUCAAGCGUCUCGGCUUGCAAGGGGAAGCGCUCGAAGACCGCUGGAGGUCUUGGCGACGAAAGAAGGAGCAUGAUGCGAGGAUCGAGUUUGAUCAGAUGUUGCGUGAGAACAGCUUUGUAGAGUUUUGGUCCAAGAUGAGGAAGAAGACGAUGGAUGAGAAGGCUUUGGAAGUGCAGGAGCAGGAUGAGUAUGAUGAAGGCGAAGGAAUGGGAGAAGGUGGAGCGGCGGACUUGACGCAGUUGGCAAAGCAAAUUGAUUUGGGCGAAAUCAAGGCUGUAUUGAGGAGAGAUAAGAGGUAUACUGUUUUCGAUCACAUGCCUGACGAGCGCGAAAAGUGGUUGCGAGACUAUCUGGAAAACGUUGAGGCAGCCUCGGGAUCAAAAACUAUCCACAACGUCGGUCUUGACAGAUAAAAAAUUAGAAGAUUGACUUUGCAGUACAUGAUAAGAUGCAUUUAAUAGUAC